Messenger RNA from Adineta ricciae, 1539 nucleotides. Lineage: Eukaryota; Metazoa; Rotifera; Eurotatoria; Adinetida; Adinetidae. The record is from the annotation of a GenBank genome assembly.
AUGCAAAUGAUUAACGAGAUUGCCGAAGGUGCGCUAAUGAAGAUACGAGGUCGUAAAGAGAUUUAUUUAGAUUUUGGUUUGUUACGAAAUGAGUUCAAUUCCUUGUUCGACUCAACUGGAAAAGUUACUCAUGAACAAUUAAACAGUAUGAUCGACUUACAACAACAAGUCUUGAAACAAGUUGAUCAAUUACCAACUCUACUCCAUACACUUUUCAAUCACACAAAUUUAGAUUCACAACUUCUAUUUCGUUUAAAUGUCGAUACAUCUAAUCAUUUGCCCGACGAUCAUCAAAUAACAGAAAUGUUACAACCGUCAGCACGUUCUCCUGAUCUUCACGUUACGAUUAUGAACAAUGGAAGUACUGACAACAAUUCUGUAUUCAACUCAGUAUUUCAUCCUAUGGAAUCUUCAACAGAGUCGACUAUUCAUCGAUUAGCCAAAAUUGAUUCAAUUGUACCAGCUCCCAUUGCUACUACACUAAUAAGUCUAGAAAACAACGCACCUGAUUUUGAAGCAAACAUUGAACCACACGAAUUAACAAAUAAUCCGUCCGCAAAUCAUGUAACGAACGAAAGUAUAACCAGUGAUCAAUUUGAUUCUGGUUAUACAUCGAGUAUCAUACGUCACAAUCCCACAAUAAUCAAUUCGCACAAUGAUAAAUUUGCUGGUACUUUGUGCUGUUAUGAAAACCAACUGUUGUUCAAUGACUAUCAUCAACGAUUAAUAUGUCCUCGUCUAACUUUCAUACCAAAUGUUUCUCAACCAACAGUACGACAACACAUCGCUUGGACUCAGCCGGAUACGUCUAUUGGCGGUGGAGAUGACAGCUGGAUACAAGAUAUAGCAUAUUCAACUAAACUAAAAGGAUACUUCUUACUGAACCGUGCGCGUUUACGAUUGCUACGCAGUGACACAUUACAAAUGGAGGAAUUCGAUCAGUUCCCUGAUUAUAGUAUGAAACGAGUUGCAUGCGAUGAAACUUCUAUUUAUUUAAUAUCAGCAUCGGGUAGUAUAUCGCCAAACGGCGAUGAAGUGAUUGUUAUGAACUAUACCAACCAAGAUAAAGUUUUCAAAACAUUUCGUGAUUUGAUACUUAUGCGGAAUAGGCGUGCGAUCGGAUCACUUAUCGGCGAGAUAACUGAUAUAGCUGUAGGAAGAAAUGACCAAGUGAUUCUCUCGUAUCGUUACGAACGACGACAUGAUGUUGGCACUUGCUUGUAUAAAGUAACAAACCAUGGAAAUGAAUGGUCGUUUAUUAAACGUUUACUGUUAAGUGAUUGUUGGCGAGAUGACGUGUUCUUUACACCACGAGUGGAAUGGUGUGACAAUUUGAACGUUUUCAUUCUUGUCGAGUAUCUGACUGGUCAUUUAAUCAUGAUUGAUCAAACGGGAGUAGUGAAAGGUGAAUGUCACAUGACACAUACAGGAGUUCAACGUGAAGCACCACUUAAUAUAAGUAGUUCUACUAACAAUUGGCUUUGUGUACGGUAUAAAUCGUCAAUAAACGUUUAUCGACUAGAAGACGCAAGAUUUUGA